Messenger RNA from Kwoniella botswanensis, 693 nucleotides. Its product is annotated as 5-formyltetrahydrofolate cyclo-ligase. Gene Ontology annotation, biological process: tetrahydrofolate interconversion; folic acid-containing compound biosynthetic process. Gene Ontology annotation, cellular component: mitochondrion. The transcript has 6 exons. The record is from RefSeq and is a predicted model, not a curated record. Lineage: Eukaryota; Fungi; Basidiomycota; Tremellomycetes; Tremellales; Cryptococcaceae. The coding region runs from base 1 to 693 and encodes 230 amino acids. Gene Ontology annotation, molecular function: 5-formyltetrahydrofolate cyclo-ligase activity.
AUGUCGACCCAAGCAGCUUUCGCCCUCAAGGCGUCUUUGCGGAAAUCGAUGCUGAGGACUCUGAAAGGUAUGUCAGAUGGUGAAGUGGAAAAGCAAUCACAAGCAGUAUUCAGAGUACUUCUCGAUCAACCUUUCUUCAAGGAAGCGAAAUCGAUAGGUUGCUACUUGAGCAUGAAGCAUGGCGAACUAAGGACGAAUGGGAUUGUCGAUCAUAUCCUGAAGAGAGGCUCAACAUUAUAUACUCCCUUCAUUCCACCACCGCCAUCACGAAGCCCUGAAGCUCAGCCUUCAUCGUCAUCACAGGACAUGAGAAUGUUACGAUUGUACUCGUCGUCUGAUCUGGAAAGAUGUCCAUUGGAUAAAUGGGGUAUAUUAGACCCAGGAGAGACGCGGAAUGACCUAGAAGGAGAAGAUCGGGAGGAUGUGAUGAAUCGUUCUUCUCCACCGCUCGACCUCAUCUUAGUACCUGGUGUGGCUUUCGACGAGGAAUGCAACAGGCUGGGGAGAGGUAAAGCAUAUUACGAUCGGUUUUUGUUGUCCUACACAUCGAAAAGACCGUCCCCGUUACUCGUUGCUCUGGCGUUAUCUCCCCAGAUAUUGGAGGCGAGUGAAAGGGUGCCUACGACCGAACAUGACUUCCGAUUGGAUGGGGUCAUCUCACCCGAAGGUGUAGUUUGGAGGGAGAAGAAUUAA